CCCCACCUUCCUCGCUCAGGCCGCGGUCCCGCAGCACCAGCUCGGCCCCGGCUCCGGGCGGGCCCCGCGGCACCCGCCGCUCCAUCGCUGCUUCCGGGGCGGGGCGGACCAAUGGACGGCGGCGGGAUCAAGAGGGAGACCGUGGACCGGCUGCUCCGCCUGCACUUCAGGGACUCCAGGACCCGAGUUAACGGCGACGCGCAACUGCUGAUGGCCGAGAUGCUGAAGGUCUUCGUGCGAGAGGCAGCAGCAAGGGCGGCGCGGCAGGCACAGGCGGAGGACCUGGAGAGAGUGGAUAUCGAGCAUGUCGAGAAGGUGCUACCACAGCUGCUCCUGGAUUUCUAGAAGCCCCUGAUGCACACAUUGACGGCCGCAGCAGGGAACAUCUGGUUUAUCCUCAGUCCUGCUCCAGGAAGGACAGUGUCAACUUUUUCUCUCCCUGCCAUUUUGCUCCUGUUUCCCCUCCCCUUCACCAAGUGUGACAAAGUCCCAGCAGCUCUGCUGUCAGAGGCUGCCUUUGAUGAGACCACCAUGCGCUUGUGGUGGUUUGCCCAGUGUGUGACUGGUUUCCACCUUCCCGUCCUUCCGCAGCAGCCUGCACCUCAUAGUGCUGUAAGAUGCUGUUGUUUCUCAGCUGAUGCGAGAAACAGGCACUGCUUCACAGAGGUGUAUGGAAAGACUGAGUAGCUGGGAAUGUCGUCCUCACUGCUGGCUCUCAUCACCUCGGCAGGCGGCUGCGGCAGGGGCCUUAGGUCCAGCUCCAAGCCCACCUCAUGAAUGGGUUGUUAACAGGAGUUUGGUCACAGGCUCUUGCCAAAAGCAGGUAACUGAUCUUUAUUUUAUAAAUAAACAGUGUCUGUCCCUCCCUACCUUCCAGUGUUUCUCUGGGACUGCGACAUCAAAGAACGCUUGGAACCUUUUAACCAUUUGAUAUUCUCAGAAGCCGCUCCCCCUCUGCUAUAAAUUUGUUCUCACAAAGAAACAUCAAUAAAUUAAAACCGAGUCUCCCUCCCUUUUGUAGGCUCUUUGCUGCAAUUAAUCAUCAAAAGUCAAGUUGCUUCAAAGACUUGCAAAGUUUCCCCCUCACCCACCCUCUCCUCUCAGGCUUUGUAGAAGGACAGAAUAACAAACAGCAUGUGUGAGAAUCCCACAUCACGGGAGAGCCUGGCCCCACAGCCGGCAGGGGGGCUGGGGCAGGCUGUGAAAUAAGAAACUGUACACAUGUAGGCAGGACCCACACAACUGAACCAGCUUUGUUGGGAAAUGGAUAGCCGUCUGCAGGAAGAGCAGCUGACACCAGCAUAUCUUAAGGACUACGCGCUCCCCGAUGCUGACUACCCCGAGCCUGUGAUGGGCAAUAGUGUGCAAUUCUUCCCCACAGACAGCUGGAGCGGGCGCAGGCUCAGUCAGGCACUCUGCUCUUUCAGCCAAGAGCUGCUCAGGUCUUCAUGUGGGACACUGGCUACUUGGAAGCUUUGGCUAACCCCACAAUUCAACAGACAUUCUUUCCAAUGACAGUACCAGCUUCAGUAGUGCCCCAUCCCUCUGCACUGCAGCAGCUUUGCCAAGACAACUGUUUGUGCAGCUGUACAACUGAACUGAUGAAGGGACUGACCUAGUUCAGCCUUCAGCCCCACAGCCAUAUGGUAAAAAAGGCAAUAGCAAAAAAAAAUGCAAGUGAUACUACCCUGGAAUGCCCAAAAACUCCAGGGAUGAAUUCAGCUACUACAGCAGCACUGAUAUUGAAACAGAUCUGGCUCCUCAGGUAUCGGCACAUAUUGUUCUGUGGCAGAGUAGGAAUCCUUGUAGCAACAACCUUAAUGAAGAGCCUGCAGUUUUAAGUAUUGGGCCAUCUUCUCCCUCUUAAAGAAUUAACUCCUACUUUCUUGCCUUUUCCAGAUUUCAAAUCCUCAUCUUUCCCUCCAUUCUGACACAGAUCAUACAGAUGUCUCAAAGUGGCUGCCCUAAAAAGGGUGGAGUUCACUUCCCUGACACAAGCAUUCUAGACUGAAGAGCACCGCUCAUGCAAAUGUUAGUAGUAAAGCGAUAUUUUAAUAGCAGCAACAGCUAAAACUAACUCCUCUUUGCAUAGGGAAACAAGAAUAAAACCUCUGGUCUAGCUGUUGGAGGCAACAAUUUUUCAUUCUCUUGAAAGAGAAGCAGAUUAAAUUGGGUUUGAUGCACGGUUGAGUUACACAAGGAACAAGCGUGGGCAGAACUGACUCGGGUAUAACGUGUGUACUUAGCAAUACAAAGUCUCCUGAUCCUCACCCCUGUACUUAACCCAUUAAAUUGCCCCAGUAAUAAUUAUAUUGCUGCUUGUGUCUCUACAUUCUUCCUUCUGUUCUCCCAAGUCAGGCACUUGCAGGUGACAGUUAUGGUGCUAGCUCUUUGUCAAAACUGGUGGCUGUUUAAUAUCUUUAUCAAUGAUAUUGACAGUGAGAUUAAGUACACCCUCAACAAGUUUGCAGAUGACACCAAGCUGAGUGGUGUAGUUGCCACAUGAGAAAGACGGGAUGUCAUCCAGAGGGACUUGGACAGACAGGAGAAGUCGGCCUGCGAGAACCUCAUGAGAUUCAACAAGGCCAAGUUUAAGAUUCUACACCUGCGUGGGGUCAAUCCCCAUUUUCAGUACACAACCGGAGACGAUGUGAAUGAGAGUAGCGCUGCAGGGAAGGACUUGGGGGUGCUGGUCGAUGAGAAGCUUGACAUGAGCCAGCAACAUGCACUCACAGCCCAGCAGGCCAACCGUGUCCUGGACUGCAUCAAAAGAAGCAUGGCCAGCAGGUCGAGGGAAGUGAUUUCGCCCCUCUAUUCCUCUCUUGUGAGACCUCAUCUGGAAUACUGUAUCCAGUUCUGGAAUCCUUAAUGUAAGAAGAAUAUAGAGCUGUUGAAACGGGUCCAGAGGAGGGCUACAAAGAUAAUCAGAGGGCAGGAGCACCUUCCAUACAAGGACAGGUUGAGAGAGUUGGGGUUGUUCAGCCUGGAGAAGGCUCAGAGGCGAUCUUAUACGGACCUUCCAGUUCCUGAAGGGGACCUACAGGAAAGCUGGAGAGGGGCUAUUCACAAAGGCUUGUGGUGAUGGGACAAGGGGGAACAGGUAUAAACUGGAGAGGGGCAGAUUUAGAUUAGACAUUAGGAAGAAUUUCUUCACCACGAGAGCGGUGAGACACCGGAACAGGUUGCCAAGGGAAGCUGUGGAUGCCCCAUCCCUGGAGGUGUUCAAGACCAGGUUGGAUGGUGCUUGGGCAGCCUGAUCCAGUGGGAGGUGUCCCUGCCCAUGGCAGGGGGGGUUGGAACUGGAUGAUCUUUAAGCUCCCUUCUAACCCAAACUAUUCUAUGAUUCUACAAUGAAAGUAGCUGAAAAAAUCAGGUUGGAAAAGACCUAUAAGAUCACCAAGUCCAACCGUUAACCCAACACCACUGUGCCUACUGAACUAUUUGAUGUUGCUUGUGCUCUUCAAAAACCAAGAUGAGCACAUCUGAAAGCACAGUGCAACUUCCUACCAGCCAGACUGCUUCUGUUUGUUCUAACCCUGUGAAUCAGAAACACCAGCACAAACACAUCAUCACCCAUCAUGAGCUACGGCUGUGAGUUGGCCCCAGAAAGAUCCUGCAUGAAUUCAGCAAAGAGCUUCAGCUCCCUCCGAAUUCUGUGAAAUGAAUAAGCCUAGCGACAUCUGAACCAAGAUGCAGACAGUCCUGUGGAGCAUAAGCUCAGCCCACGCUUGAUCCACUGAAGUAAUUAAAGUUACUGAAGUAACCUUAUUUUAACGUUCCUUGGUUUGCUUUAGUGUCUCUUAAAGCCUGUCAAGUGCCAGAAGGGCUCACUUUCCACAGGAAGGAUUUAGAGCAGCAGCUGUACAGGGCUCUUGCAUUCCCUGCUGCCAGUGGCCGCACACAUUCCCUGUUUAUGUUUCAGUGUCAUAUAAGGAAUCAAUCAACAUUUUUGGUAAAGCAUUCUGCUCCUUCCACUUUGAGUCUCCUUUUUCCUCUUCCACCUUUCUUUCAUGCCUCCCCCUCCCUUUGAGUUUCUUCAAAGCAUCUGGGAGCAUUUGGAAGUAAUUAGACCCGAAGGGAAAUGUUGGCCAGGCUGGGAGACAAUGACAAGUGCCAGGAACCCUGGGUGCCCUUUCUAGCCACUUUGAAGUUCAUUCAGAUGGUACAAAGCUCCGU
This is a messenger RNA of Cuculus canorus (common cuckoo), 4176 nucleotides long. It is a transcript of the gene CENPX, whose product is annotated as centromere protein X. Gene Ontology annotation, cellular component: Fanconi anaemia nuclear complex; FANCM-MHF complex. The coding region runs from base 112 to 345 and encodes 77 amino acids. Gene Ontology annotation, biological process: DNA repair; resolution of meiotic recombination intermediates; replication fork processing. NCBI's taxonomy places the organism in Eukaryota, Metazoa, Chordata, Aves, Cuculiformes, Cuculidae. Gene Ontology annotation, molecular function: protein heterodimerization activity. The record is from RefSeq and is a predicted model, not a curated record. The transcript is spliced from 5 exons.